AUGGUCCUCGAUCUUCUGCCCUCGAUCGAGCUUGGCAGCAGCUCUACCUCUGACUCUAGCACAUCAGGUCUGACGCUAGACCAAGUCGCCUAUCUUGGGUCCUGCCUCAUUACUGUCGAUCAUGACUCUCUAAAGCUAGCACUUGACUUCACAAAGCACAACUUCAACAAGCUGGAAAUCUACGCCGACGUUCGACAGGUUUCCAGUCUUGAUGAAGUGUUUCAGGUGCUACAUGCUGGUGUUCGCAAGGUCUUUGUGACAUUCGAACAGCUGAAAGUCUUGUCGUGCUAUCCUGAAGAUCAGCUUGCUCCAGAAAGACUUGUCCUGACUAUCAAUCCAGAUAACCCACGAACGAACCUCGAGAAGCUGAAAGGAUGGCUAUCCGAGAACCAGACUUGGAAGACUUCCCCAUGGGCAUUUGACGGCGAUCGAGGCAGUGAAUACGUCGAUGCUGUGCUGACUGAGCUGGAUAACCAUCCUCCUUCGCCAGACCAAGUUGUAUGGGCACACAUAACAGAGAAGACAUACACGGGGGACGUACUGUCUAGAUACCCCGGCAGCGCAUACAUCGUGCCUGCUAGCCGAUUGACCUUCAAUAGCACAAGAGAGGGCAACGACAAUCUGAUACCAGUUAUCGAUCUCAUCUUAGCUAAUGCUGUAACGGAUCGCAAGACAGGUCUGUACACGACCACCGUGGUAGAUGAGUACGGAGUAGCCCUCGGCUUGGUCUACAGCAGCAAGGAAAGCAUUGCGGAAGCCUUGAGGACUGGAACUGGUGUUUAUCAAAGUCGAAAGAGGGGGUUGUGGUACAAAGGCCAGUCUAGUGGAGAUACGCAAGAGCUCAUAAGCAUAGACUUUGAUUGCGACAAGGAUUGCUUGCUCUUCAGAGUCAAGCAGAAAGGUCGAGGCUUCUGUCACAAGGGCACAACGACUUGCUGGGGACCUGAUUCUGGUCUUGCCAAACUCGAAAGAACUAUCAAGGCACGAAAGCUGUCAGCUCCGGAAGGAUCCUAUACCGCGAGACUAUUUAAUGAUCCCAAGAUGAUCAAUGCGAAGAUUCGGGAAGAAGCUGAUGAGCUGUGCGAGGCCCAAACAAAGCAGGAAAUAGCCUCGGAAGCCGCAGACCUCUUCUACUUCGCCCUGACAAGAUGUAUAGCAGCCGAUGUUUCAUUGUCCGAUAUCGAAAGAAGUCUCGACCUAAAGAGCUUGCGCGCCAAGCCACGACGCAGAGGUGACGCUAAACCACAGUAUUUACAAACAGAAUCAGAAUCAGAAACCAAGGUCAAUGGCACAAGUAAAAGCGAACCUGAGGAGGAACAAACCAAGGAAGCUGCAUCAAUACCUGAGGAGUCUUCCGAUCCGGCAGGAGUGGCUGCUGAUGGCCGUAUUCAGAUGAGACGCUACAGCACAGCACAAGCCUUCUCAGACGACGCCAUACAGGCGGCGUUACAACGACCGUCUCAGCGUUCCACGGAGAAGAUUAUGUCUCUUGUCAAUCCGAUAAUAACAGAAGUCAGGGAAAAGGGCGAUGCUGCAGUCCUCAAGUAUACUCAGAAAUUCGAGAAAGCAACUUCACUCAAGGCGCCUGUGCUCAAGGCGCCAUUUGCGCAGUCUCUGAUGCAGUUACCUCCUGAGACGAUUCAAGCUAUUGAUACAUCUUACAACAAUAUCCUCACCUUCCACUCUGCACAGAAGGAGAAAGCACCACUUGUGGUUGAAACUAUGCCUGGGGUGGUCUGCAGUCGUUUCAGCCGGCCGAUAGAGAAAGUUGGACUUUACAUACCCGGAGGUACAGCUGUUCUUCCGUCGACGGCUUUGAUGCUAGGAGUACCCGCUAUGGCCGCGGGUUGCAAGAACAUUGUCAUGGCUUCACCGCCACGCUCUGAUGGCACAAUUACACCCGAAAUCGUUUACAUAGCCCACAAAAUCGGUGCGGAAGCUAUUGUUCUUGCCGGCGGAGCUCAAGCUGUGGCUGCCAUGGCUUAUGGUACAGAGUCCAUCACGAAGGUGGACAAGAUUCUUGGUCCAGGGAACCAGUUCGUCACAGCUGCGAAGAUGAUCGUAAGCAACGACACGACUGCUAGUGUCAGUAUCGAUAUGCCUGCAGGGCCAUCCGAAGUCCUUGUCAUCGCAGACAAGACUGCCAAUCCCGCCUUCGUGGCAUCCGACUUGUUAUCACAAGCUGAACAUGGCGUUGAUUCCCAAGUAGUGCUUCUGGCCGUUGACCUGACAGAUGACCAGCUACAAGCCAUUGAAGACGAGCUCCAUACUCAAGCACAUGCUCUACCAAGAGUAGACAUCGUUCGAGGUGCAAUCGACCACUCCGUCAGCAUCUCAGUGCCCGAUCUAGCAACAGCCAUGAAGUGGAGCAACUACUACGCGCCUGAACAUUUGAUCCUCCAAAUCGACGAUCCUCAUGCUGUACUGACCCAAGUACAGAACGCUGGCUCCGUUUUCAUCGGUCAGUGGACGCCAGAAUCAGUCGGCGACUACAGCGCGGGUGUAAACCAUUCACUACCUACCUACGGCUACGCCAGACAGUACUCUGGCGUAAACCUCGCCAGUUUCAUGAAGCACAUCACCUCAUCCGCUGUCUCGGAAGAAGGUGUCCGAUCAGUUGGUUCUGCAGUAGUCGAGCUAGCUCGCGUAGAAGGUCUCGACGCCCACAAACGAGCAAUGGAGCUCCGUAUGGAGGCUCUUGGUAUCCUAGAACCCAAGGCCAAGAGUGUUGCGCCUGCUCCUGCUGUCAGGGAGCCGGAAUCUGGGAGCGCGGCUGUACAGAGCACUGUCGGAGGAACAGGAGGUGCAACGCAAGGAUUUGAAGGUGGAAGCGAUAAUAUAGACGAGGUUCUUCCUGCUAAGAGCGCCAUUACUGAGGCAGCGGAACCUACGGACGGCAAAGUUGACACAAUUUCAAGCACUGAGACCGAGAAAGCAGUCAUCGAGGCUAACAAAGUCACAGCUACUGCUCAAGCCUCUGAUGGCGAGCCCAUCCAAGUCUUGGCUGAGCACAAUGGUGAUCAUUAA
Messenger RNA from Lithohypha guttulata, 3027 nucleotides. It is a transcript of the gene HIS4, whose product is annotated as trifunctional histidinol dehydrogenase. Gene Ontology annotation, molecular function: phosphoribosyl-AMP cyclohydrolase activity; phosphoribosyl-ATP diphosphatase activity; metal ion binding. The transcript has a single exon. Gene Ontology annotation, biological process: L-histidine biosynthetic process. The coding region runs from base 1 to 3027 and encodes 1008 amino acids. NCBI's taxonomy places the organism in Eukaryota, Fungi, Ascomycota, Eurotiomycetes, Chaetothyriales, Trichomeriaceae. Gene Ontology annotation, cellular component: cytosol; cytoplasm. The record is from RefSeq and is a predicted model, not a curated record.